UCAGAGAGUCCUGCAGAGGAGGAGGCAAACAAUGAACCUAGGGAUGAGUUGCCUCCUGAUGAGCAUGUACCAGGGGAGGAUCCUCAGCCAGCCGGGCUGACAGGCUUGUUUGUGGAAAAGCCGGAGAGUGUCACAGCAACAAAAGGCAAUGACAUCAAGUUUGUGGCUAAAGUGGACUCCUCGAGCUUAACGAGGAAGCCGGUCAUGAAAUGGCUGAAGGGGAAGUGGCUUGACCUUGGUAGCAAAGCCGGAAAGCACCUGCAAUUUAAAGAGUCUUAUGACAGGAACACCAAGAUCUACACUUACGAGAUGAGCAUCAUCAAAGCAGUAGAGGCGGACGCAGGUGGCUACCGCUGCGAGGUCACCUCCAAAGACAAGUGCGACAGCUGCACAUUUGAAGUCUCCGUGCAGGCGGCACAAGAGGAGCAGCAGGACAACAUCUUGGAGGCAUUUAAGCGAUCUGGAGAUGCAGAUGAAGAUGCUGGGGACCUCGACUUCAGUGCACUGCUCAAGAAAAGGCAAAAGAAGCGUGUGCAGCAAAAAGAGGAAGUGGAUGUGUGGGAAAUCCUUAAGGCAGCCAAGCCGUGCGACUAUGAGAAGAUUGCCUUUCAGUAUGGCAUCACAGACCUAAGGGGCAUGUUGAAGAGGCUGAAGAAGAUGAAGAUGGAGUCCAAGAAGAGUGACGCUUUCCUCAUGAGGCUGGAUUCAGCAUACUCGGUGGAAAAGGGCAAGAAGAUCCAGAUCAGCGUGGAAGUAGCUGACCCCGACGCUCAAAUCCAGUGGUUCAAAAACGGACAGGAAAUCAAACCAUCAGCCAAGUAUGUGUUUGAGAGCGUGGGCAACAAGCGGACUCUCACUAUCAACAAGUGCAACCUCUCGGAUGACGCAGAGUACGAGUGCAGGGUUGGGGAGGAGAAGUGCAACACAGAGGUUUUUGUCAAAGAGCCACCAGUCACCAUCACCAAGCUGCUGGAUGAUGUCCUCACUGUCGUGGGUGAGAAGGUGGAGUUUGAGGUGGAGGUGUCCGAGGAAGGAGCCCACGUCAAAUGGAUGAAAGAUGGAGUUGAACUGAACAGAGAAAAUGCAGGUUCAAAGUACAGGUUUAAGAAAGACGGGAGGAGGCACAUUUUGAUCAUAAAUGAAGCGACUAAGGAGGACAUCGGGAUGUACUACGCCUUCACCAAUGGUGGAGAGUCAAAAGCAGAGCUUGAGGUUGAAGAUGCGGAGCUGGAGGUUCUGCAGAGCAUAGCUGACCUGACAGUAAAGUCUGCUGAACAGGCCGUAUUCAAGUGUGAAGUGUCUGAUGAGAAAGUGACGGGAAAAUGGUUCAAGGACGGCGUCGAAGUGAUCGCCAGCGAUCGUAUCAAAAUGACACAUAUUGGAAGGGUCCACAAGCUGACAAUUGAUGAUGUGAAGUCUUCGGACGCUGGAGAUUACACUUUCGUCCCUGACGGCCAUGCACUGUCUCUCUCUGCAAAACUCAACUUCCUGGAGAUCAAGAUUGAUUAUGUUCCCCGACAAGAUCCUCCCAAAAUCCACCUGGACACCAGUGGCGGCAACAAGAACACCAUUACUGUGGUGGCUGGAAACAAACUCCGCCUUGACAUCGAUAUCACAGGAGAACCGGCGCCCACAGUGUGCUGGAUGAAAGAAGACAACGUGGUGUCUGAGACAGAGGGACGAGUCCGCGUGGAGUCGAGGAAGAAUCUGAGCAGCUUUGUAAUAGAGGGGGCGGAGAAAGGCGAUGAAGGCCUCUACUCCAUCACUGUGACCAACCCUGCUGGAGAGGACAAGGCUGAUGUCUUUAUCAGGGUCGUGGAUGUGCCCAAUCCUCCUGAGAAUGUCAAAUGCGUAUCAAUUGGCGAGGACACUGGCACGAUCACAUGGGAUCCUCCUCCAUAUGACGGCGGCGUUCCUAUUAAAGGGUACCUGAUGGAGAGGAAGAAGGUGGGCUCAUCCAGAUGGACCAAGCUCAACUUUGAUGUUUAUGAGUCCACCACAUACGAGGCUAAGAAGAUGAUUGAAGGUGUACUUUAUGAGAUGAGAGUGUUUGCAGUCAACGGCAUCGGUGUCUCACAGCCCAGCGCUACCUCAAAGCCCUUCAUGCCCAUCGCCCCCACCAGUGAGCCCACUCGUCUCAUGGUGGAUGAUGUGACAGACACUACCUGUGCACUCAAGUGGCUUCCUCCAGAGAAAAUCGGCGCAGGAGGCAUCGAUGGGUACAUCAUCGAGUACUGCAAAGAAGGAAGUGACCAGUGGGUGCAGGCCAAUGAGGCACCAGUGUCUAAAACCCAGUACAGAGUGAAGGAUCUUCCAGUGGGAGAGAAGAUGCUCUUCAGAGUUACAGCUGUAAACAUUGCUGGCUGCAGUCCCCCUGCCACGACCGCCCAGGCAGUCACUAUCAGAGAGAUCGUGGAAAACCCAAAGAUCCGCCUGCCUCGACAGCUGAGGACCAAGCUCAUCAAGGUUGUGGGCGAGAAGGUGAACCUGGUCAUCCCCUUCCAGGGUAAACCUCAUCCCAUCGUGACCUGGUUCAAAGAUGGCGUUCCCCUAGAAGACAAAUCGGUGAGCAUUCGUACCAGUGGCCUGGACACCAUCCUCUUCAUCCGUUCAUCACAGAGAACCCACUCUGGAAAGUACACCCUGUCUGUUCAGAUUGAGAACAUGUUGGACAACGCCGACAUAUUCAUUCAGAUAGUAGAAAAGCCUGGUCCUCCCAUCGAUGUGCGUGUCACAGACGUGUGGGGUUUCAACGCCGCGCUGGAGUGGAAGCCGCCCAAAGACGACGGCAACUGCGAGAUUAUCGGCUACACAAUUCAGAGGGCUGACAAGAAGACUAACGAGUGGUUUUUGGUCUACGAGCACAACCGCAGGCCCAACUGCACCGUGUCGGACCUGGUCAUGGGGAACGAGUAUUCCUUCCGAGUGUACGCUGAGAACAUCUGUGGCCUCAGCGACGAGCCUGGCAUGAGCAAGAACACUGCCUUCAUUGCCAAAACAGGUUUGCAGUUUAACCCUGCACCCUUCAUGGAGCAAGACAUGAGCAGAUCCCCCAAGUUUACAGCUCCCCUGGUGGACAGAAGUGUUAUUGCAGGUUACACCACUGCCAUCAGCUGCUCCGUCCGUGGAUGCCCCAAGCCAAAGAUCGUUUGGAUGAAGAACAACAUGAUCAUCGGUGAAGACCCCAAGUACCUGAUGAUGAACAACCAGGGUGUGUUGACUUUAAAUAUCCGCAAGCCAAGCUUGUUCGACGGGGGCAGAUACUCCUGCAGGGCCAUCAAUGAUCUUGGGCAGGAUGAGGUGGAGUGCAAGAUUGAAGUUCGAGCACAGCUACAAGAGAAAAAAGGGGAGUCGAAGAAAUGAGCGACAGCACAAAACUGCGGAGGAUGCAGCCAAACAGGAAUAGUAGUAGAUUAUGUCUAACAGGAUAGUCAUGAAUAAAUAUGAUUAGAAUAGAUCACUGGUGAGAUUUUAAAGCCAAUCCCCCUUCCUAUACGCAUGCCUUUCCCCACUGCUUUGAUUAAUGCCACAUCAGUAAAAGGCUAUAAAUUCGUAAUUCUUACAGCAAGCUGCCACCUUGUCACUUCCUGACUGAGAGGCGCCACAGAAUAGUGUAGUAGCGCUGCCCCACUGUGACCACACACAGAUGGAUCCUUCUUAUCUGUGAAGUGGACCUGUCACUGAGCACACUUAUAAAACAGCCUUUCAUCCA
Messenger RNA from Solea solea (common sole), 3712 nucleotides. RefSeq names its product myosin binding protein Ca (gene mybpc2a). The transcript is spliced from 29 exons. The record is from RefSeq and is a predicted model, not a curated record. Gene Ontology annotation, molecular function: protein binding. NCBI's taxonomy places the organism in Eukaryota, Metazoa, Chordata, Actinopteri, Pleuronectiformes, Soleidae. The annotation marks the transcript as partial.